Molecule: messenger RNA, 1036 nt
Organism: Cydia amplana
Lineage: Eukaryota; Metazoa; Arthropoda; Insecta; Lepidoptera; Tortricidae
Product: meiosis-specific nuclear structural protein 1-like
Exons: 4
Coding region: 1-1005 (334 amino acids)
Source: RefSeq, a predicted model, not a curated record
AUGGCUUAUUAUAAAGAAAAUUUUGAUAACCGGAAUUCAACAUUCCAAAAUAUUCCACCACCACCCCCUCCCCUCAGCUUCUACAUGCCCCUGGCAGUCACUGAUGAACAAUUUGUAAAACAAUUUGAAAAAUUGAACACCAAAGUUUCUAAAAAAGCAGUGUCUAUAACCGAAAUAAGGGAAAAAAUUCGGGCUCUAGUGCUAACUGUAAAUAAAUUAAAAGAAAAGCAAAAAAUACUGGCUGAAAACUUAAAGACAUUGUCAGAAGAAGAAUGGAGUUCUUCAGUAAGACAGAUGAACGAAAGUCAGUUAAAAGUUGACGAGAUAUUGUCUCUUCUGGAUGAUUUUUGUUUGGAAGAUAUGAGGAAAGCAUUAGCCAAGAGAUCUGCUAAGCGGUUGAGAUUGAAACGGUUGAAUACAGAAAGGAAGAAGGAAAAGGAAGAGAUGAUCAAAGAAAGGGAAGAAAGAUCCCGGAAAAUAGAUGAGAAUCUGCAGAAAAUUCAGGAUGAUAUCAAAAAAGUUAAACUGGAUCAAGAAGCUAAACUAGCUGCGGACUGCAUUCUCCGAGACACUCUCCGGAAGAAGCAUGAUGCCAAGAAGUGUAUUGUUAAGCUGGAGGCCCUGGUGAGGCUGCGGAAAGCUCGCCAGAACACUGCCAAGGGUCGCGGGGAGCACUGCUCGGAGAAUGAUGAGGCGGAGUUUAACAAUAAUAUUGAAAAGCUAAUAUUCCUUUGGAAAGGCAAGCUGUCUAACUACGAACUAGAAGAGCGACUCCUCCGGGACCAGCUGAAGGAAUCGCUACCGGUUGUUGGUAAAAUAGAGAGUGUUGUGGAGACACUGAAGACGUGGAGGCAUGUCAUGUUCGAUGGGGAACCGCAGUUCGAUUUUGAAGGAAAUGUCGGCGGAUUUCUGGCUGUCAGGGCGCAAUGGGACCAGAAUAUCAGCACCGACGGCUCAUCUCUCCCUGUUGGUUGGGUCGUUCCUGAACCUACAGACAAAACCUAAUAUUGUCCUACAAAUCUACUAUUAGACUAAU